Messenger RNA from Sinocyclocheilus grahami, 1706 nucleotides. RefSeq names its product transmembrane protein 161B. Lineage: Eukaryota; Metazoa; Chordata; Actinopteri; Cypriniformes; Cyprinidae. The record is from RefSeq and is a predicted model, not a curated record. The coding region runs from base 1 to 1362 and encodes 453 amino acids. The transcript has 11 exons.
AUGGUAACAGUGGGUCUGCGUUGGUACCAGCAUCCCACAGAAGAUGAGCUGAGGACUUUAGCUGGAAAACAGCAGAAAGGAGGCAAGAGCAAGAAGGACAGGAAGUACAAUGGGCACUUGGAGAACAAGCCGAUGACUAUUCCCAAAGACAUCGACCUUCAGCUAGAGACUAAAUGCAUUGCAGAAGUGGACACACUAGCUCUGCAUUACUUUCCUGAAUUCCAGUGGCUGGUGGACUUCACGGUGGCUGCCACUGUGGUGUAUCUCAUCACUGAGCUGUACUUCUGUGUGGCAGAGCCAAGUGGAGAGAUGAACAUCAGUGUGGUGUGGAGCCUGCUGGUCUUAGCCUUUGUCAUGAAGAUCCUUUUCUCCCUCACGGCUCACUACUUCAGACUAGAGGAGGGCGGUGAGCGUUCCCUCUGCAUCACCUUUGCCGCCUUCUUCUUUGUGAAAGCCAUGGCUAUUCUUAUUGUCACAGAGAACUACCUGGAAUUUGGCCUUGAGACAGGCUUUGCAAAUUUUUCCGAAAGUGCCAUGCAAUUUCUGGAGAACCAAGGCCUUGAGUCUCAGGGCCCCAUAUCCAAGCUGACCUUUAAGCUGAUCCUGGCUCUGCUCUGCGCUCUCAUUGGAGCCUUUCUCACCUUCCCUGGCCUGCGAUUGGCCCAGAUGCAUCUUGAUGCCCUCACACUAAACAACUGCAAAGUCACACAGACCUUGCUACAUAUCAACUUCUUGGCCCCCUUAAUCACGGUACUGCUCUGGGUGAAGCCCAUAACAAAGGAUUGCAUAAUAAAUCCCACAUUUGGGAAAGAUAGUGUGCCUUUGAUGUCUGAGAAGACAUAUGACACAUUGCGUCUGUGGGUGAUCCUGCUUCUGUGUGUGCUGAGACUAGCCAUGAUGCGGCAUCAUCUCCAGGCCUACCUUAACCUGGCCCAGAAGGGCGUCUUGCAGAUGAAGAAGGAAGCAGGACGCAUUAGUACAGUGGACCUCCAAAAAAUGGUCGCCCGAGUCUUUUACUACCUGUGUGUAAUAGCUCUUCAGUACGUUGGACCUCUGGUGAUGCUGUUGCACACUACUUUGCUGCUAAAGACAUUAGGUGGAUACUCGUGGGUGAUUUACCCCGAAGAGAAUUUGCCGUGUCUGUCGAAUGAGGACUCGAGCCCUGUCGAAGUGGGGCAAGGCGAGAUGCAGGCUUCUCAAACUGUGGCCCAGCUGUCGGUGGCUCUCGGGGGGCUGAGGACUGUUUUCUCCCCCUUGCUUUUUCGAGGGCUCCUGUCCUUCUUCACUUGGUGGAUUGCCGCAUGCCUGUUCUCCACCUCUCUCUUCGGCCUCUUCUACCACCAGUAUCUGAUGGCUGCAUAGCAUCGUGAAUGGCUCGUCCAACUGAACUGUGCGACACAAGGCCCUGGAACAUUCCCCUUUUUCUGCAACCAUAUCAGCUGGGUUCUUCUCUAAGCGGCUUCCUCCGUGGGCACGUUAUUUUAACCUAGCCGAUACAUAAACAGUAACAAUUCAAUCAUUGUAACUUUCAUGAGCGUCAACAGACGGAGGAUGGCGUCUGUAGGAGACCUCAAAAUAAUGCUGAUUUUAAAGGGGAUGGCGUCUUUCAACCACCAGAAGGUUGAAAGCGAGGGAUCACUCAUGGUCGUUGACAUUCUGUAUUUUUUUUUUAGAUUUUACAUUUAUGUGAUAUAAAUCAUAUACAG